CGUUGAUGUUUGAAUCUCACUACCCUCUUGUCUUCUUCAGGUAUUAUUAACUAUUUAAAUGGUGGACUGAGAACACCAUGGCCACUGGCUAUCGGGGUGAAAGGCCCGCGUGUGAUCUAUGUUACUCCAGGAAGAUCAAAUGUGAUCGAGGAGACCCGUGUAUGAACUGUGUAGAUGCGCGGGCUUCUUGCCAUCGAAACCGGCGCCGGCGACCAGUACACCCUCGGGUUUCUAAGUCGCUUUCCAUCGCAGACCGUCUAGCUCAACUGGAGAGCUCGGCGAGAGCCAUUUAUCAAUCUAGAAGACAGUCCGGCCUUGAAGCCCUUAUUGCCUCCACCGCCGAGGGAGGUAGUACCACGGCAGACAUCAGACACCUAGCUCCACCAGCGACUCCGUCUAGUGAAUACACCCCUCGAACCGCUUGCAGUUAUGAGAUACUCCACUCAGCCAAUCCAACGAGCCCGGCGACUACGACAGUGGUGUCGGAUAUGUCCAUUCGGCCCACUACCGAGGCUCGAACGUUUCUACAACAGGAACUUGACUGUAACGAAGACAUGGUGCGCAGCCGGCGGACAGUUCUUGAAUCUGCCCUCAGAUUUGUAGAGCAGGCCUCUAAUACACCCUUUCAAACGGAGGAUACCCGUCCUGACAGCGCUGUAUGGCGUGAGGAAGAUGAUCAGAAGAGGCAACCCUUCGCUUCAGAGAUGCUCUAUAUGAUGAUGGCAGAUACGAGGAAGGAGCCCAGCCAGUAUUGGAUGGACCAUAUCCCUCCAAGAAUAUUGGAAAACAUGUGCCUUUCCUUGAUGGAAGGGAAGGUUCCGGAGCCAAAGCGUAGCUAUUAUGAACUCACUGUUUAUCUGAAGUCCAUCUAUUGCCUCCUUAAUGUACCAGGAUCACCCGAUAACAAUCACCUCCAGCAUCAAAUACUACGAUCGAAGGAGCGAUAUGAAUAUGCGGCUUCAAGAGCUUUGGAUAGAAUCAAUGUCUCCAACUACCCGUCAUUAGAAUUACUGCAAGCAUUACUCUCUGGGGCACUCUUAAUGCAACUUCGAGGGGAUAUGUCCCGUAGCUGGGCACUUACUGCCUACGCUGCCCGUAUUAUUGUACUUCUUAAUUACCACAACCUGGGACAGACUCAUCAGUCUAGCACUGUAUCAGAGGAGAUCCAAGCCGCUGUGGCUUGGUGUUAUUAUCUCGAUAAAAGCCUGAGUAUGUUACUUGUUCGGCCUCCCUCCCUUCCAUCGUUGGAUAUCGAUCCGGUCUCGUUGGUUACUGUGGACACCUCAUUCCCUACAUCAAUUGUGGUGAAGACGGUUGUCGAACUGGGAAAGAUGCAAGAAAAGGUCCUCGGGCUUACCGUGUACGCCAACAGCUGGGACCAAUCGUACCAGGCAAAUGCGGUUACAGCGCUUGCGCAAGAUAUGUAUCGCCUACGGGCUACCUAUGAUGAGCGUCGAGCGGCAACCCCUGCCUAUCUUGAGUAUGGAUGGAAUGCCGUGGACUUCGGCUAUUAUACAGUUCUCACCACAAUUCUCCGCUCCAAUCCCUUCGUUUUGAAAGGUCCUUUGACGCGUGCCGAGUGCCUUUCGGCCGCCCGCAAGGCACUGUACUCAUUCAAGCGCCUCUCGGAGAUGUGUCUCAAAGACAAGGGCUCCUCUGUGUUAUGCCCAAUCUUUCUUACCUGGACAAUGUUGCUCCACCCAUUAACCCCCUUCUUCGUUCUCUUUUGUAGCGUCGUGGGCACGUCCAAUCCCGAGGACUUUACCCUCAUAAGCGAUGUAACUCAGAUCCUCUCACGCUUUGUGGAGAACAAUCGGCUCAUAGCCAAGCUUCAUAAGCUUUUUGUGCGGUUUAUCACGCUAUGUAGCCCUCUCAUGGCGUUACAAGCAGAGCAAGCACAGCGAUCGCCUCAAUCAGGACUCCAUACAAAUGAGCAUGAUUCUGUGGAUGACCUUCAGGAACAGGAUGUGGCCGCCCCCAAUUCAACUGAGCCUAAUCAAGAUAGCCUUCUGCCGCUGACGAAUAGCUGUCUCGGUGAAAGUGUGAUCUCCGAUGCUGCAUGGGACGAUAAUCAGGUAUGGGAGCUAUUUUAUAGCCAGCCCUCCCUGCAAUGGGUAGAAUCUGAAAAUGUCUCCUAUAUGUAACAUGCGAAUGAAACGAUAAACGGGGGGAAUGCAGGCAUCAUAUGUACAAUACCACAAA
Messenger RNA from Aspergillus alliaceus, 2202 nucleotides. Its product is annotated as Zn(II)2Cys6 transcription factor. Gene Ontology annotation, molecular function: zinc ion binding; DNA binding; DNA-binding transcription factor activity, RNA polymerase II-specific. Gene Ontology annotation, biological process: DNA-templated transcription; regulation of DNA-templated transcription. The transcript is spliced from 8 exons. The record is from RefSeq and is a predicted model, not a curated record. Lineage: Eukaryota; Fungi; Ascomycota; Eurotiomycetes; Eurotiales; Aspergillaceae. Bases 78 to 2144 code for a protein of 688 amino acids.